AUGGCAACGUCGAGGAGUCGGCCCUCCUCGGGCGGCGCUGCCAAUGCUCUGGGGCGCCGUGUGUCUGACGAUUUUGACGACUACGCCAACAACUACACGGUGGUGAUGCCCCCGACACCCGACAACCAGCCCGCAGGCGCAGGGGACAAGCCCGACGGGCCCACCAUAUUCCGUGCUCCGUCCUCCAGGUUCCGCUCCGAGUCACAGCCGCCCGGGAAGCUCGACCGCAGGAUGUCCAUACUCAACAACAACAACAACAACGAUAACAACAACAAGUCGAUGCUGUUGAGAAGCCAGACGCAGGAUUUCGACCACAACCGUUGGCUUUUCGAGACGAAAGGCAAGUACGGGAUCGGGAACGCGUUCUGGCAGGAUGACGACUCGUUCGACCACGACACGGGGAUGAGCAUGCAGGAUUUUAUGGACAAGCCCUGGAAGCCUCUCACCCGCAAAGUUCCUGUUCCUGGAGGGGUUAUCAGUCCUUACAGGGUCCUCAUUGUGUUCCGAAUGAUAGCAUUGGCUCUUUUCCUGGCAUGGCGGGUGCAGAACCCCAACCGAGACGCCAUGUGGCUUUGGGGAAUAUCCAUUGUGUGCGAGAUAUGGUUUGCCUUCUCUUGGCUGCUCGAUAUCUUGCCAAAGUUCAACCCCAUAAACCGAGCGGCUGACUUGUCGGCUCUCAAGGACAAGUUCGAGACGCCCAGCCCGUCAAACCCCACCGGCCGCUCGGACCUUCCGGGAAUGGAUGUGUUCAUUUCCACAGCUGACCCCGAGAAGGAACCUCCUUUGGUCACAGCAAACACGAUCCUCUCGAUCCUGGCCGUUGAUUACCCUAUCGAAAAGUUGUCCGUCUACAUAUCGGACGAUGGUGGCGCCAUUCUCACCUUCGAGGCCAUGGCCGAGGCUGUCAAAUUUGCAGAGAUAUGGGUGCCGUUCUGCCGAAAGCAUGACAUCGAGCCAAGAAACCCCGACUCGUACUUCAGCCAGAAGACGGACCCCACUAAAAACAAGAAGCGGCCUGAUUUUGUUAAGGACAGGAGGUGGAUCAAGCGGGAGUAUGAUGAGUUCAAAGUAAGGAUCAAUGGCCUUCCGGACGUCAUAAGAAAACGGUGCAAGAUGUACAACAAAAACGAGGAGUUGCAGGAGCAGAAGCUCGUGCGGGAAAAGAACGACGGCGUGCUCCCCCCUGAUCACAAAUCCGAAGUCACCAAAGCCACGUGGAUGGCUGACGGGACCCACUGGCCAGGGACGUGGUUUGAACCUGCGGCAGACCACUUCAAGGGAGAUCAUGCUGGAAUUUUGCAGAUAAUGAGCAAGGUGCCUGAAAAUGAUCCUGUAAUGGGAGGACCGGAUGAGGGCACGUUGGAUUUCACGGGAGUUGACAUCCGCAUCCCAAUGUUUGCAUACGUCUCACGGGAGAAGAGAAAAUCGUACGAUCACAACAAAAAGGCGGGCGCCAUGAAUGCUCUCGUGAGGGCGUCCGCCAUAUUGUCAAAUGGGCCCUUCAUUCUCAACUUGGACUGUGACCAUUAUAUCUACAACUCCAAGGCCUUGAGAGAAGGUAUUUGCUACAUGAUGGACCGUGGUGGGGACCGUGUCUGCUACAUACAGUUCCCACAGAGAUUCGAAGGCAUAGACCCCUCUGACAGAUAUGCGAAUCACAACACCGUGUUCUUUGACGGGAACAUGAGAGCUUUGGAUGGUCUUCAGGGACCAGUGUACGUGGGGACGGGGUGCAUGUUCAGGCGCUACGCACUCUAUGGCUUCCCACCUCCGAGAGCGAACGAGUACUCAGGCUGGAUCGGGCAAAAUAAGACCCCGGCCAAGACCAUAAAGCCCAGUAAGCAAGAGGACGAAGAGCCCCUGACAGCCAGUCACCCGGAUUUGGACCUGCCCAAGAAAUUCGGGAAUUCAACCAUGUUCACUGACUCCAUAACCGUUGCUGAGUUUCAAGGGCGGCCACUAGCUGAUCAUUUCUCAGUCAAGAAUGGGAGGCCACCUGGUGCGCUGCUCGUCCAGCGUCCCCCUCUAGAUGCCCCUACUGCAGCCGAGGCUAUUGCCGUCAUUUCUUGCUGGUACGAGGACAAUACGGAGUGGGGGGAUCGCGUCGGGUGGAUCUACGGGUCGGUUACAGAGGACGUGGUGACGGGAUACCGCAUGCACAACCGCGGCUGGCGCUCCGUCUACUGCAUCACGCGGCGCGACGCCUUCCGCGGCACGGCCCCAAUCAACCUGACGGACCGUCUCCACCAGGUCCUGCGCUGGGCCACGGGCUCCGUCGAGAUCUUUUUCUCCCGCAACAACGCCCUCCUCGCCACCCCUCGCCUCAAGUUCCUCCAGCGCAUCGCCUACCUGAACGUCGGCAUCUACCCCUUCACCUCCCUCUUCCUCGUCGUCUACUGCUUCCUCCCGGCCCUCUCCCUCUUCACCGGCCAGUUCAUCGUCCAAUCCCUCGACAUCGCCUUCCUCCUCUACCUCCUCAUCAUCACCCUCUGCCUCGUCUGCAUCUCCCUCCUCGAGGUCAAGUGGUCCGGCAUCGGCCUCGAGGAGUGGUGGCGCAACGAGCAGUUCUGGGUCAUCGGGGGCACCAGCGCCCAUCUGGUCGCGGUCCUGCAGGGGCUUCUCAAGGUGGUGGCCGGGAUCGAGAUCUCCUUCACCCUGACUUCGAAGUCGGCUGGGGAGGACGAGGACGACGUUUACGCGGACCUCUACAUCGUCAAGUGGACGGGGCUGUUCAUAGUGCCCCUCACCAUCAUCAUCAUUAAUCUGGUGGCCCUGGUUAUAGGGUUUGCGAGGACGGUGUACAGCGUGAUCCCGGAGUGGAGCAAGCUGCUCGGGGGGGCCUUUUUCAGUUUCUGGGUGCUGGCGCAUAUGUACCCAUUUGCAAAGGGGCUGAUGGGGAGAAAGGGGAAGCUGCCCACCAUUAUAUACGUCUGGUCGGGCCUCAUCUCUAUCACCGUCUCAUUGCUCUGGAUCGUCAUCAGCCCUCCCGGCGGGGCGCAGCCAGGUGAUGGGGGAGGAGAGGUUAAGUUUUGA
Striga hermonthica is the source of this 3033-nucleotide messenger RNA. Lineage: Eukaryota; Viridiplantae; Streptophyta; Magnoliopsida; Lamiales; Orobanchaceae. The record is from the annotation of a GenBank genome assembly.